This is a messenger RNA of Microplitis mediator, 2193 nucleotides long. RefSeq names its product general transcription factor 3C polypeptide 5 (gene l(2)37Cd). The record is from RefSeq and is a predicted model, not a curated record. Gene Ontology annotation, cellular component: transcription factor TFIIIC complex. The transcript is spliced from 5 exons. NCBI's taxonomy places the organism in Eukaryota, Metazoa, Arthropoda, Insecta, Hymenoptera, Braconidae. Gene Ontology annotation, biological process: transcription initiation at RNA polymerase III promoter. Bases 107 to 1981 code for a protein of 624 amino acids.
AGUACGCACACGCGUUUGAAAAUAACCAGUAACCUUAAAUUAGAUCUAAAAACCUCAAACUUAAUUCGGAAUUACAUCUUAUUGAAUUAUUAUUAAUUAACUAAUAAUGAAAAUUAAAAAAGAACCUGGUAGUAAUCAUUUUACUCACAUUUUUUACAGUGAUGACUCAAAUGAUGAUCAAGAAACGAAUACAAAUGAGGCCAAUGGCAACAAUUUGUCGAACGAAGAUAAUGAAGAAGAAGAAACUGGUCCUAUUCUUCCUGGAGGUCAUAGACUAGAUAAAAAAUUCUACUGCAUAAAAUAUCCUGGCAAAGUUAUUAAUCCGGACAAAGCUAUUGAAAGUUUAGGAGGACUGGGCUCAAUAUCAUCAACAAUCAGUACUCCGAAUCGUCGAUUAGAAUUAAGAUUGAGACCAUCUGAUGUUUAUUGCAAACCAGCAUGCGGUGAUCGACAUGAAGUAUCAGGUUUCUUAUUACGUAUCCGUGUUAAAAAAUCACGGAUAAAAAAAGCUAAAGACUCAGAAAAAGAACAAGAAGUACGAAAUUAUCGUAAUUUAUCACCAGCAUUGAUUCGUGAUUCAUCAAAACAAGAUGCGAUUGACGAUGAAAAUUCAUAUCGAAAUGAAAUUAAAAAUUUAUCCAAAGAAUUACGUAACUGCGAAAUAGAUGCAGAACAAAAUGAAAAUAAAACAGCUGAUAAUAAUGAUAACAAUGAACCAUCCAAUGACCAGUCAUCUGUAAGUCCAUCUAAAAAUAUACCAUUGAAAAUAAAUUAUAAUAAACAUGAAGAUUUAUCAAAUGAGAACGAUUAUGAGUUACCAAAAUUGAAAAUACUUGGACGUGUUGUUAUGGAAUUCUGUUUUACGAGUCUCAUUGAUUUUCAAUAUACUCCAGUAACACAGAAUUUGAUUGAUCCCAAGAAAAGAGAAUGUAUUUAUGAUUUACUUUGUCCCAAAGGAAUCAUAACUCCUGAAUGGUUAGAUGAUGAGGUACCGUAUUUUCUUCCUCCUGCUGUUUUUAGUCGUAUGGAUACCGUACAGCAGUACAAUAUGAAAUCUGAUUUAAUAAAAGAUGCAGAAUCAGAAAAUAUUGUUAACAAAACUAGAAAAAGACGAGCAGGAUUUGCUCAUAGUAUCCCAUUUACUUCACCAACGAUACCGUCAACACCAAAACCAGGAAUUGAUGUCGCGAUGAAAGUUAAAUAUUUAACAAAUGAUGAUUAUAAAUACAUACAUUCAUUAUUUGAAGAACGUCCUAUAUGGUCUAAGACAGCAUUAUUAUCUAAGACAGAAUAUAAUAAGGAUCAGUUACGUAUUUUAUUACCUAAAGUCGCUUAUUACUUUACCACUGGACCGUGGAGAAUAAUGUGGGUACGAUUGGGUUACGAUCCACGUAAGGAACCAUCAGCGAGAAUAUAUCAGACACUUGAUUAUAGAUUGAAAGCUAUGCAUGGUUUAGAACAGGCUGUUAAGGGAAAAAAAGCUUGUUCUAAUUUUAUGAUACCUUAUAAAUCGGCAUCAGUCGCAAAAACACUGAAAACUGCAACGGCAAAGGUGCCAGAGGUUAGACAUAAAAGUAAAGCAAAUCAGUAUAGUGAAAAUGAUUAUAUUUAUAGAGAAGGAAAUAUUCCACCUUCGAGACAAACUUUGUAUCAGUAUUGCGAUGUACUCACUGAUGAGGUUCAAGAAAUGUUUGCGAAACUACCGGAUCCAAUGCCUGGUGUGAAAUGCGACGAAAAACGUGGAUGGUUACCACUGGGUUUCAGUGAUCAUUGUCGGGAAAUAAUGAAUAAACAAGUUUUAGUUGUAUUAAGAAAAAAAAUGAAUAUUCCAACAAAUUAUCCCACGACACUGCCACGGAAACGAAGAGUCCCAAGUACUUUGAAGCUUAUGAAGGUAAAAAAUGUAAAGAAGAGAAAAUUGUUGGAAAAGAAGAAAAAAGAGUUAUUGAAAAAGCAGGAAGAAAGUGGAAAAUCGGAUUAAAUAAUUUUGUUUUUCAUUAUUUAGACGACAUAUUAUAGCAGUAAAUAAAUUUUUAUAAAUAAAAAAAACGAUGAAAAUAGUGAGUUAUAUAAUUUGUAUUUUUAUUGCUUAUUGUUAUAAUAGUAAAAUAGUAGGCUGAAUUCCUGUAUGAAUUUUUUUGAUGGAUAUAUUGAUGGAUAUAUAUUUAACUUGAUGAAUAAAGUUCAAUUUUA